UUAGCCGUCUCGACCCUGACUCAUUUACUUUCUUGCGAGAGACUCUUCCCGGCCGUUCUCGCCGUAGCUGAGGAAAGUGUCGCGAGAGCUGGUUGCCUUGGCUCCCUGUAGCUAUAGCAGCCGCGGCGGUUAAUGAUGCGGCGGCAGAAGCGCUCUCUGGCACAGCUGGCUAGUCUAGUCACAGAGGAAAAGAGAAGAGACUUUCUGAAGUUCUGGAUGGAAUACUAGAAAAUGUUGGGGGCAUAUUAAAAAACAGCAGCAGAACAACAACAACAGAAAUUCCAUUUAUUUCAGACAAGCUUCUUAGCUUUGUGGAAUCUAUGUCAGUUGCUUAGAACUUGGGUUUUUACUUCAGAGGAUGAUGGGACGAGGCAAUAGAAGGCGAGGAGGUUUGCGUUGGAUUCUUGCUUAUCCGUCUGCCUCUCCUUCCAGUUGGAAAAUUCUUCAAUCCACAAGAAGCAUUAUAAACAAGCCUAAAGAACACAUCCUACCCUGAUCCUGGAUUCUGUUGGAGUUGAGGAGUACAGCCACUUCACCAGGGUUUUAUGGAGGCAGUUCAAGAAAAAUCGAAGGAAGGAUUUCUCUGUUUGAAUUAAUCCUGUGCCAUGUUACAUUUUGGGCAUUGCUUGGAGCAAGUAGAGGACAGCUCUGUCAUGUGGAUCUAAGGAUACCUGAGUUUCUUGAGCUGCAUAUAUGAUGUUUGAAAUGUUGUCAAUUUAAAAUCUUUCAACAUAAAUUUGUUAAAUUCUGGAUUCUCUUUAUAUUAAGGACUUCAGCAGACAGAAACUCCCUCCCCAAAAGAUACAAAACUUCCUCUGUGUUUUCAGGCUAAAUGUGAACAAUAAUGUCUUGGAAGAGAAAUUAUUUUUCAGGGGGCCGUGGUAGUGUCCAAGGGAUGUUUGCUCCUAGAAGCUCAACCUCCAUAGCCCCCAGCAAAGGCCUCAGCAAUGAGCCAGGACAAAACAGCUGCUUCCUCAACAGUGCCUUGCAGGUUUUAUGGCACUUGGACAUCUUCAGACGUAGCUUUAGGCAGCUUACAACUCACAAAUGCAUGGGAGAUUCCUGCAUCUUUUGUGCUCUCAAGGGAAUCUUUAACCAGUUUCAGUGCAGUACUGAAAAAGUGCUUCCAUCUGACACUCUCCGCAGUGCUCUGGCAAAGACUUUUCAGGAUGAACAGCGUUUCCAGCUGGGAAUUAUGGACGAUGCUGCGGAGUGCUUUGAAAACCUCCUGAUGCGGAUUCACUUCCACAUUGCUGAUGAAACCAAAGAGGACAUAUGCACUGCCCAACACUGCAUCUCCCACCAGAAAUUUGCAAUGACGUUGUUUGAGCAGUGUGUAUGUACUAGCUGUGGCGCCACUUCUGAUCCGCUGCCUUUCAUCCAGAUGGUGCAUUAUAUCUCCACUACUUCCCUUUGCAAUCAGGCUAUUUGUAUGCUGGAAAGACGAGAAAAACCCUCACCAAGCAUGUUUGGUGAGCUGCUGCAGAAUGCCAGCACCAUGGGGGAUCUGCGGAACUGCCCGAGCAACUGUGGAGAGAGGAUUCGGAUUCGCCGUGUGUUGAUGAACGCUCCACAGAUUAUCACAAUUGGGCUGGUAUGGGACUCGGACCACUCAGACUUGGCAGAGGAUGUCAUUCACAGCCUGGGCACCUGCCUUAAGCUGGGUGACGUGAGUCUGUUUUUCAGAGUGACAGAUGACCGGGCCAAGCAGUCUGAACUGUACUUAGUAGGAAUGAUCUGUUACUACGGCAAACAUUAUUCUACAUUCUUUUUCCAAACAAAGAUCCGCAAAUGGAUGUAUUUUGAUGAUGCUCACGUCAAGGAGAUUGGGCCCAAAUGGAAGGAUGUGGUGACCAAAUGCAUCAAGGGACAUUAUCAGCCUUUGCUGCUGCUUUAUGCAGACCCCCAGGGUACCCCAGUGUCCACCCAGGACCUGCCCCCCCAAGUUGAGUUCCAGUCGUACAGUGGGACAUGCUACGAUAGUGAAGAUUCAGGGAGGGAGCCCUCCAUCUCAAGUGAUACUCGAACAGAUUCCUCAACGGAGAGCUAUCCCUACAAACACUCCCACCAUGAGUCUGUGGUCAGUCACUUCUCUUCUGAUUCUCAGGGAACAGUCAUCUAUAAUGUGGAGAACGAUUCCACGUCUCAGAGCAGUCGGGACACAGGACACCUGACUGAUAGUGAAUGUAAUCAGAAACUCCCAUCCAAGAAAGGGUCACUGAUAGAGCGCAAGAGGAGCUCUGGUCGGGUCAGAAGGAAAGGCGAUGAGCUUCAGGCCUCAGGGUACCACAGUGAAGGAGAAACACUGAAAGAGAAGCAGGCUCCUAGGAAUGCCUCCAAAUCAUCCAGCAGCACCAACAGGCUAAGGGAUUUUAAAGAGACAGUCAGCAAUAUUAUCCAUAACAGACCAUCCCUGGUUUCUCAGACCAACCUAGGAUCUCCCUGUGGGGGGAGGGGAGGAGACCAGACUGACAAAAAACCUCCUCGGAACCUGCCUUUACACUCUCGUGACUGGGAAGUAGAGAGUACCAGCAGUGAGUCAAAAUCCAGUUCUUCUAGCAAGUAUCGUCCAACAUGGAGACCCAAACGGGAGUCUCUCAAUAUUGACAGUAUCUUUAGUAAGGAAAAAAGGAAGCACGCUGGCUAUACGCAGCUUAGCCCCUUUUCUGAGGAUUCAGCUAAAGAAUUUACACCAGACGAAUUAAGCAAGCCACCUGCUUACGACAUUAAGACUGGCGGACCAAGACCCCAGUACAAGAUCUGGGGCCCAUUACGGCCAGGCUGUCACCUUUUAGAGCAGCACCCUCGCCUAAUCCAGCGAAUGGAAUCUGGCUAUGAGAGCAGUGAGAGGAACAGCAGCAGCCCUGUCAGCCUGGAUGCAGCCCUGCCUGAGAGCUCGAAUGUCUGCAGGGAUACAAGUGCUAAGAGAUCAGCUGGGUUGGCCCCUUCCUGGCGUCACAUCCCAAAGUCUCACAGUAGUAGCAUCCUGGAGGCAGACUCCACAGUAUCCAGGAGUGGCUGGACAAAGAAUCAGCCCCUCUCAGGUGGGGAGAUAUCUUCCAAAACUGAACUGGAUGAAUUGCAGGAAGAGGUGGCCAGAAGGGCCCAGGAACAGGAACUUCAAAGGAAACGAGAGAAGGAAUUAGAGGCAGCUAAAGGGUUUAACCCUCAUCCCAGCCGCUUCAUGGACUUAGAUGAACUGCAGAAUCAGGGGAGGAGUGACGGCUUUGAGAGGUCCCUACAAGAGGCAGAUUCAGUGUUUGAAGAGUCGCUGCAUCUGGAACAGAAGGGAGACUGUGCUGCCGCUUUGGCUCUCUGUAACGAAGCUAUCUCUAAACUAAGACUUGCCCUGCAUGGUGCCAGCUCUAGCACGCACAGCAGAGCCCUAGUCGAUAAGAAGCUGCAAAUCACUAUUCGAAAAGCACGGAGCCUGCAGGAUCGCAUGCAGCAGCAGCAACCAUCUCAGCCGCCGUCGCAGCCCUCAGCCUGCCUCCCCUCACAGAGGGGAGCCCUCCCUCAGCCAACAAGUGAACAGCCUAUCCCGCUCCAAGUAUUGUUAAGCCAGGAGGCCCAACUGGAACCCUACAUGAAUACAGAGUUUGGGGCCAGUUCUUUCAUCUACUCAUCCGCUUCCUGCCAUGAGUCACACUCGCCAUUAUUCCCAGAGUCAUCUGCCCUGUCUGCUCCACAGCACAAUUCCUCUGGUGGGUCUGCCUCGAACCUUCUUACUUCUGUUGAGGUGGACAGCAUUGACCCCUCUGUGUUCCACAGGCAGGGCUUACAUAAAACACCAGGGAGAACUGAGAAGAAUUCUCAUCAUGGUUGGGAACCAGAGGGUGAGCUGCAAAGCUACAGGGGGGACAACAGCAGCUGUACAAGGUUCCCCCAACAAGGAGGAAGAGGCACUGAUCAAGAACAGCUAUUUCAAGAAAAGAGGGAUCCUGCUGACUCAUCCCAGGUGAUGCCUUGGCUACAGCCAACUGGAACAACCACCUCUGAGAGAGGAGAUGCACACAGUCUAGGCUGUGGUCCUUCAAGUUCAUCAGCUCAGCCCAGCCUUUCUCUGUACAGGGCCUGCCACUCCAUAAUGCCUGCUCCUUCCUCUUCUGUGCUUCACUCUCCUAAUACCUUACAGAAAACUAACCAAUGCCUCCAAACCCAAAGCCUCAAAACUUCAUUGACUUCAAAAGUGGACGGAGGCAGCGAGGACCCCUAUAGGCCAGAGUUUCCUACUGCAAAGGGGCUUGUCCGCUCUCUGGCAGAGCAGUUCCAGAGGAUGCAGGGCACCUCCACAAGGGAUGGUACAGGUUCCCAGGAUAGAAGUUUGCCCAACAGUCUAAGGAAGGACUCUUCCCUUUCUGACUCAAAGCCUCCAUUCCCACAGGGUCAAGGGAAAGGUCAUUGGCCUUGGGCAAAACAACAACCCUCUGUGGAUGGUAGGAACAGACUGCCUUCCUGGGGAGAGCCUGCUGAUCAUCCUUCUCUUGCCAUGAACUCUGGGCUGCCUAAUGGUGAAACUUCUAGGGGAGGACAGUCCAGGUUGGCAGAGUCAGGUAUUUACCAUGGGAAACCAUCUCAAGUGAGAGAUGCUAGGCCUAAGGAGCUGGGCAGCAGUGUCAACUUGGGAACUUCCUUGCCUUUGGAUUCCUGGUUGAAUGUUACAAGGCUUUGUGAUUCUCAGCUUGGGGUCCCUGGGCCAGGAAUGAAGUCCUCCCCUCCUGAUUCCCAUACCUGUGUAACUUAUCCAGAAAGAAACCACAUCCUUUUGCAUCCACAUUGGAACCAAGACACAGAGCAGGAGACCUCAGAAUUGGAGUCUCUCUACCAGGCCAGUCUUCAGGUUUCUCAAUCUGGCUCUUCUGGAUGGGGGCAGCAGGAAGUGGCCUGGAACCCACUGAGCCAAACAGGCUCUACAGAUGGUGUAGGAAGGAGGUUGCGCUCAGCCCCUGGCCUUGAUCUCUCAAAGACCCCAACAGCAGAAAUAGAGCACAGUCUCCAUGAAGCCAAUACAGUGUCUACUUCUCAGGCUGCACCUGGCCGAGGCCCCAGCAGGGAGUGUGGGGAGGAUGAUCAGUAUGGUGCAGAGAACUUUCGGCGCAUCUCACGCAGUCUCAGUGGCACCGUUGUCUCAGAGAGGGAGGACGUCCCAGUCUCUUCCCACAGUUUUGAUUCAUCAAACGCGAGGAAAAAGCCUUUGGAAACCGGGCACCGUUGUUCCAGCUCCUCUUCCCUCCCUGUCAUCCAUGACCCUCCUGUGUUUCUCCUUGGUCCCCAACUCUACCCAUCCCAACCACAGUUCCUGUCCCCAGAUGUCUUGAUGCCCAGCGUGGCAGGGGAGCCCCAUAGACCCCCAGGAACUUCGAGGAGUGUCCAGCAGUUUCUGGCUAUGUGUGACAGGGGUGAAACUUCCGAAGCGGUCAAGCACACAGGAAGGACUUUGAACUACCGGAGUCUCCCCCAUCGAACCAGAACAGAUGCCUCCUGGGGAGCAUGGUCAGAGACCAACCAGCAUAUUGGCGCCAGAUUCCUGACUACUCCAGGGUGCAAGCCUCAGCUAACUCACACUGCCACACUACCAGAGAGACACCAGGGCCUUCAGGUUCCUCAUGCUCAGUCCUGGGAGGAUCUUUUCCAUUCACCCUCCCACGUUCCCAUUGUUUACCCUGUGUCUCUGCCGUCAAGCAGUCUUCGUGUACCCCUGAGGUCAGCUUGGAAUUCAGGUCCUGUUCCAGGGUUUCGAGCCCCUGGUCCUCGAAGAGUAGAUAUGCCCCCAGAUGAUGACUGGAGGCAAAGCAGUUAUACCCUGCAAUCUGGGCACAGGAGGACAGAGAGAGAGGAGUUUCUGUUUGUUCUAGCAGAUGCCCCUGGAAGAGAGCAGAUCAGGGCUAGAGCCAUGCAGCACAGCAGGUGGUAAAGGUCACCCCUUUCCUCUCCUGGAGCCACAGCUUUCUCUAUAGAGUUGGUACCCUGCAUCCCUGCUGGGGCUGUGCUAGUCUCAUCUCAGCAUAGAGUUGGCACCUUCUCCUAGGGGUGCCAGGAACCGCUAAAGAGACCUGGCUCUUUGAGAGGGAAUAUUUGAAAUUCCAAUUUCCAUUCACCUAGCAAAAGGAAGCAGCUGCUGUUUAGGGCUUUAUUUGACCCACCUUAAAGAUGAAUCCAUAUUACUCUGGACACUAGCCAUUCCUUAGGAUCUUAGGGUCACCGUUUUAUUCCUGAAUACUCUAUGCCCCCACCUCCACCUGAGCCCUCGUAUUCUGUUCCUUAUUAUAUUACCAACUUCUUUGUUUUAUCCACCUGUCCCUAUUACCUGACCUUCUGUCUUCCCAAUCCCCCAUCCUUGGAGGGACAUGUAGCCCUGUAGUGUUGGUCUUGACCACAACAUUCAGGCUAACCCACCUGCCCAGAUUGUCCCUCUGCCCUCAAACUUUUGGCCUAGAAUUCGAGGCUGCCAACAUAACAAUUGCUCUUCUGAACAGAUGGAGUCAGGCACACUAACAUACCCUCCUGUCCUCAGCAGCAGAGCCAUUACUGCCACUCGCUCAGUCGCCGUUGUAAACCCUGAGAGUCAGCUGAACUAUUUUAGGGCCAAACAUACUGUUUUUGUAAAGUAUUUUUCAUUAAUAAAUCUAUAAGAUAGUUCUAUUUAAUUCCUUGUCACUUAAUUGUCUAUUUAAUCCCUUUUGUAUGCUCUUGCUCUUUUGUAUUGGGGUGGGGAAGCCUGGAGAAGCAAGAAAUACCAAUUCCCAGAGGCCUGGGGCUCUGUAUAUGGCUUUUGACUGAGUGAAAGUGAGCAGCCAAAGAGGAAUUGAAGGAUAGUUGAAGGGUAUAUAUUCAAGGUAGGAGUCAAUGGGUCCUAAUAUGGAGUGACUUUCCUUGUUAUUAUUGCCACUAGUAUAUUUUCUAUCCCUUUCCUGCCAAGAGGCACUCAACACAUUACACACUUUCUCCUUCCCUCCUUAGGGAGAUUUUCUGGGGAUUCAAACUCCUCUUACAAACUCACUCCUGAUCUAGGUACUCUUGGUGCCCUCCCUCUACAAGUUUGUGAUGCGCCUCGUAUCCUUUCCUUGCUCUCUUCCCAUGGCUGCCCCUCCCCUUCCCCUGUGGAAUUAUUGCACUUCCAUGCCAGAAAGAUCCAUUUUCACCCCUGCCUCACUCCCCAAUUCACCUCCCUCUAAAAAAUAUUUUGUGAGUUCCCUUUGCAAAGAAUACCCAUCGGGCAUUUCUCUUCUGUUUUACCCCAGCUCUCAUGAUCACUGAGAUUGACGAAAUGAAGAGGUAGAGAGGUGCUCUUUGAGACCUUUGAACAACUGCUUAUCUAAUUAUCUCCAUCUAUUAUGAACAGAUUCUGAGCACAUGUAGUAUUGAGCAGGAGGAUGUGCAGGCAUUUCUCACCCUAUGCUACUUGAAUCCUAUGCCAUCAAGAUAUAUAGAUCUUAGUGGAUAUGCUGGUCUCUGUUCAUGAUCCAGUACCUUUCCUGGUGUCAUACACACUUCAAUAAUUAUUGAUUGAACAGUCAGUUCUUUUUUUUUAAAAUUUAUUUUUGGCUGCACUGGGUCUUUGCUGCGCAUGGGCUUACUCUAGUUGUGGCGAGCGGGGGCUACUCUUCGUUGUGGUGCACGGGCUUCUCAUUGCGGUGGCUUCUCUUGUUGCGGAGCACAGGCUCUAGGUGCGUGGGCUUCAGUAGUUGUGGCUCUCGGGCUCAGUAGUUGCGGCAUGCAGGCUCUAGAGCACAGGCUCAGUAGUUGUGGCGCACAGGCUUAAUUGCUCCACAGCACGUGGGAUCUUCCCAGACCAGGGCUCGAACCCGUGUCCCCUGCAUUAGCAGGCAGAUUCUUAACCAUUGUGCCAGCAGGGAAGUCCCGAACAGUCAGUUCUUGUCCCACUACUCCGUUCCCCAUGAAUGUCCGUCUCUAUAAAGUUUCCAUAGAAAACCUGGGCCCACAUUUCUGUAUAUGCAGAGAAAUAUCCUGUGAGGUAUUUCUUAUGAGGAACUAAUUUCCAGUUCCCUACUUACUCCUCUGCCUUCGGAAUCUCUGUUUUCUGAAUGAAUCAAGAGGGAGGCUGUGUCCUUUUCAGGUGAAUUCUGUACUCUUUGAACGUCUCUUGGUGUCAUCCCUUUCUUUCCUCUUACGUGUUUUGAUUCUUAACCCUUGGAGCCUAGUCUGCUCUACCUGCAUUGUUACUCUGUGCCUCCAGACUCUUGACAGUUCCAGGCUCUAAACACAAGGGUCAGUCAGAUUCUCUCUCAGACUCCAUUCUGAACUGUUGCUUUGCUCUAGAAUCUAGAAUGCUUCCUCUAUUUCUCCUUUCAGUUACCAACCAAAGUACCCGGAUUCGGUAGUCAAAUUGUUAUAUAUUUUUUCUCUAUUAGUAGGAGAUUCUUAGGUUUGAUCGUCACCCCAUCUUACUGGGAGCUCCAUAAAAGCUGGUGUCGUUUUCCCUAGCACUCAUUCACCGCAGCAACUAGAUGCAGACAGCCAUCUCUUCUCACUCUUUUGUUUCUGCCUGCCCAGAAUUUUCACCUGAUCCCUUGGCUCGUCCCGUUUCUCUCCUAGCCUCAGU
This is a messenger RNA of Globicephala melas (long-finned pilot whale), 8563 nucleotides long. RefSeq names its product ubiquitin specific peptidase 54 (gene USP54). The record is from RefSeq and is a predicted model, not a curated record. Gene Ontology annotation, biological process: protein deubiquitination. NCBI's taxonomy places the organism in Eukaryota, Metazoa, Chordata, Mammalia, Artiodactyla, Delphinidae. Gene Ontology annotation, molecular function: cysteine-type deubiquitinase activity.